GGGACGCUCCUCAAACAACAACAGCAAGUCUCACACACCUCUGUAGCUUUCUAGCAAACAUAGCUACAACAUUCAAUCUCUUUACACGGUUUUGGUUUUUAUUAUUCGCUGUGUAUUAAACACAUUUCUGUCGUAUGUACUUGUUGGCCCAUUCAAUUAUAUAUUUACGUUGUUUGUCAGCUAGCUGGUUUGCUAAGUUAGCUUAGAACUAAGCUAGUCGCUAAUGCUAGCUAGCUAACAUCUCCGAUCAUGAGUUCACUAAGCUACUCUCCUCCUGCUAAAGAAGAUGUCUGCUGGACGGAGAAAGAAGCUCUCGUGAAAGAGGAGGAGGAAGAGGAGGAUGUUACAAUACAAAAACAAGUAGAGGGUGAGGCUGUUAGAGUGAAAGAAGAAGAUAAAGACGUUACAGUGAAAGAAGAGGAAGACGCGUUCAGAGUGAAAGAGGAGGAGGAUGUUACACUAAAAGAAGAGGAGAAAGAGGAGGAUGCAGUUUUUGGAGUGGAAGGGGAGAUGACUGUCACAUUGAAAGAGGAGGAAGAAGAGGAGGUUGGAGAUCUGUUUAACACCAGAGAGAGACGGGACUACCGUGGGUCCUCUGGGGAGCCUCAACAACCUCAGGAUGCUGACGAGGCAGAGAAGAGUCUCUCCGGAUCAGAACAUCUCAAGAAACACCUGCAGAGAUCCACAGGGAAGAGAACUCACUGCUGCUCUGACUGUGGGAAGAGAUUCACCUCCUCAUCAGGCAUUAAAAUUAAUCAGAUAAUCCGCACAGGAGAGAAAUCUUACGGCUGUGAUCAAUGUGGGAAGAGUUUUGUUAAAUAUAGACAUCUGAAGAUACACCAGAGAACACACACAGGAGAGACGCCGUAUAGCUGUGAUCAAUGUGGGAAGAGUUUUACUCAGCUAAGCAGCCUGAUAUCACACCAGAGAGCACACACAGGCGAGAAAUCUUAUAGCUGUACUCAUUGUGGGAAGAGUUUUACUCAGCUCAGCAUCCUGAUAUCACACCAGAGAACUGUCGUGACGUUGUAUUAGUUAAUGUGACGACUGUUGCUCAUUGAAUGAUUAAAUGUUUCUAAUUA
This is a messenger RNA of Salvelinus fontinalis (brook trout), 1082 nucleotides long. RefSeq names its product oocyte zinc finger protein XlCOF19-like. Gene Ontology annotation, molecular function: DNA-binding transcription factor activity; RNA polymerase II cis-regulatory region sequence-specific DNA binding. NCBI's taxonomy places the organism in Eukaryota, Metazoa, Chordata, Actinopteri, Salmoniformes, Salmonidae. The record is from RefSeq and is a predicted model, not a curated record. The coding region runs from base 250 to 1035 and encodes 261 amino acids. The transcript is spliced from 2 exons. Gene Ontology annotation, biological process: regulation of transcription by RNA polymerase II.